Molecule: messenger RNA, 1238 nt
Organism: Dipodomys ordii (Ord's kangaroo rat)
Lineage: Eukaryota; Metazoa; Chordata; Mammalia; Rodentia; Heteromyidae
Gene: Kcnj6
Product: potassium channel, inwardly rectifying subfamily J, member 6
Exons: 2
Coding region: 18-1238 (406 amino acids)
Biological process (GO): regulation of monoatomic ion transmembrane transport; potassium ion import across plasma membrane
Cellular component (GO): plasma membrane
Molecular function (GO): G-protein activated inward rectifier potassium channel activity
Source: RefSeq, a predicted model, not a curated record
UCCUGGAGGGCGACUCAAUGGACCAGGACGUGGAGAGUCCAGUGGCCAUUCACCAGCCAAAGCUGCCGAAGCAGGCCCGAGACGACCUCCCAAGACACAUCAGCCGGGACCGGACCAAAAGGAAAAUCCAAAGAUACGUGAGGAAGGACGGGAAAUGCAACGUCCACCACGGCAACGUGCGGGAGACCUACCGCUACCUGACCGACAUCUUCACCACGCUGGUGGACCUCAAGUGGAGGUUCAACCUGCUCAUCUUCGUCAUGGUUUACACGGUGACGUGGCUGUUCUUUGGCAUGAUCUGGUGGCUCAUUGCCUACAUCCGUGGAGACAUGGACCACAUAGAAGACCCCGCGUGGACUCCCUGCGUCACCAACCUCAACGGCUUCGUCUCCGCCUUUCUGUUCUCCAUCGAGACGGAAACCACCAUCGGCUACGGCUACCGGGUGAUCACAGAUAAGUGCCCGGAGGGAAUUAUUCUCCUCUUAAUCCAGUCUGUGCUGGGCUCCAUCGUGAACGCGUUCAUGGUGGGAUGCAUGUUUGUGAAAAUAUCUCAGCCCAAGAAGAGGGCAGAGACGCUGGUGUUUUCCACCCACGCGGUCAUCUCCAUGCGGGACGGGAAGCUGUGCCUGAUGUUCCGAGUGGGAGACCUCCGGAACUCCCACAUCGUGGAGGCCUCCAUCCGGGCCAAGCUCAUCAAGUCCAAGCAGACUUCAGAGGGGGAGUUCAUCCCCCUGAACCAGACGGACAUCAACGUGGGCUACUACACAGGCGACGACCGGCUGUUUCUGGUGUCACCGCUGAUCAUUAGCCACGAAAUUAACCAACAGAGUCCUUUCUGGGAGAUCUCCAAAGCUCAGCUGCCUAAAGAGGAACUGGAAAUUGUGGUCAUCCUAGAAGGAAUGGUGGAAGCCACAGGGAUGACGUGCCAGGCGCGGAGCUCCUACAUCACCAGUGAGAUCCUGUGGGGUUACCGCUUCACGCCCGUCCUCACGCUGGAGGACGGCUUCUACGAGGUCGACUACAACAGCUUCCACGAGACCUACGAGACCAGCACGCCCGCCCUCAGCGCCAAAGAGCUGGCCGAGUUGGCCAGCAGGGCCGAGCUGCCCCUCAGCUGGUCCGUGUCCAGCAAACUCAACCAGCACGCGGAGCUGGAGACGGAGGCGGAGGAGAGCCCCGAGGAGCAGACGGAGAGGAACGGUGACGUGGCCAACCUAGAGAAUGAAUCCAAAGUGUAG